Molecule: messenger RNA, 1560 nt
Organism: Nerophis lumbriciformis (worm pipefish)
Lineage: Eukaryota; Metazoa; Chordata; Actinopteri; Syngnathiformes; Syngnathidae
Source: RefSeq, a predicted model, not a curated record
AUGGCAAACCGUGAAAAACCAAAUGGUCAACACAAUAAAAACAGCAAGUACAAAAAUUUUCUCAAGGAUCCUGUUGGAAUAGAAGUGCUGAUCAAGAGGUACCGAAGCGGCGAGAGCCACCCAGUGACAUUGCUGCAUCAGAUGGCCCAGACUAUGCAGUUCCACUUGGAAAUUAAGGAGACAGUCACCACUGCUGAUGUAAGUGGGUUUUUCUUCGCCUUUUGUGUGGUGAUUGAUGGCAUCCAGUACAAGACUGGGAUGGGGAUAACGAAGAAAGAGGCCCGGUUCAAAGCAGCAGAGUUGGCUCUUGCGGACCUGCUGCCCGUGUUUGAGAAAGAGAAGCAUUCUCCCGUCAAAGUUUUAGCUAUGCCACCUUUUCUCGUGGUUAAAGAGGAAUCCUCCCAUUCAGAGAUCCAGGCCAACAAGCCUCCUGAGAGGGAGAGUUUCGCCAACUUCCAGAUACCAAACGCUGUCAAGGAUCAACUCAUCAAGUUAAUGAACAGUCAUCCGCAGUUCUCAGCCUGCACCGCCUCCAUUGCAGCAUUCGUCAUUCAGACUUCCACUGGUUGUGAGGUGGUAGCUGUAGGCACUGGUAACUACAGCACCAAAGAGAGCAUUUCAACAAGUGGACGCAUGGUGCACGACUCGCACGCUGUGGUCACUGCCAGGCGGUCCCUCAUGAGAUUCCUCUAUCAACACCUGCUGAUGUUCUUCAGCAAAAUGGCAAACCUUGUAGAGAAGUCUAUCUUUCAGCGCAGCAACAACGACCUCCUAAGCCUUAAGAGUGGCAUCCAGUUGCACCUCUACCUAAACCAAGUGCCUAAGGGUGCCAUUCAAAUGCCCUCCAAGCUGUCCCUGCGCCCGCAAACCAUAUCAUCAUGGGAGAUGAGCAUUGAGAUGGGUCUGCACGUGUCAGUGGAGGGCAAGGUGUUCCCAGUAAUCGCCAUUGCCCCCGAGUGCCUCCACACCAAAGUGGUCAGUUUGUCAUCCAUGGACAAAAUCGCUCAAUGGCAAGUGCUGGGCUACCAGGGAGCCUUGCUGAGCCAUUUCAUUGAACCCAUCUACGUCCAAAACAUCUUCGUAGGUGAUGAAGACAUUCGCGGCAUCGAGAUGAUACUGAGACAACGCACAGAAGGCAUCACCAAUCAGCUACCCAUGCUCUACUGCAUGGUGAGGCCUCACAUUAGUGCAGUACCGGCUGUUGCCAGUAUUAGUGCUGACAAUGUAGGCCAGGUGACGUACGGUUUCAACUGGAGCAUUGGCGACAGCUCCAUCGAGGUGGUGGAUGGUCUGCUUGGCAAGACCAUAGAUGAGUCUCCCUUCAAGAGUGGACCUGCCCUUUCAAGUCGCCUGUGCAAGGCAGCAAUGCUACGCCGCUAUAAAUUUGUAGCCGAAGGUGCUCAGAGGCAGGACUUACUGGCUACACCUUCCUACAGAGAAGCCAAGAGGAUGGCAAAGCAGUACCAGGAGGCCAAGAAUGCACUGCGGACGAGCCUGAUGCAACAAGGUUUCGGUUGCUGGCCAAAAAAGCUCAUGGUCAGUGAUGACUUCAACAUGUAG